Molecule: messenger RNA, 6549 nt
Organism: Astyanax mexicanus (Mexican tetra)
Lineage: Eukaryota; Metazoa; Chordata; Actinopteri; Characiformes; Acestrorhamphidae
Gene: klhl5
Product: kelch-like family member 5
Exons: 11
Coding region: 116-2392 (758 amino acids)
Molecular function (GO): protein binding
Source: RefSeq, a predicted model, not a curated record
CCGCGAGCCUUGCUAGCAGUUGCUCUUGAGCUCCAGCUGGCGCGCGCUCGGUUUACGGCGCCCGCCCGCGCGCUCCCUUUUCCCCUGCUCCCUCGCGCUCUCGGUGCCCUCGGGCAUGUCGACCCCCCGGAGAGAUUUCGACGUGAAGCAGAUCCUGCGCAUCCGCUGGCGGUGGUUCGGCCACGCGACCUCCCCGCCCCCCGGGCCCGAGUCACUGCACGAGCCCUUGCACGAGCUCUUCAGCGUCCGCUCGAGCUCCGGCGCCGGGACCUCCUCGCGCUGCGAGCUGCCUUCCCGCUCUCCGGUCACCUCUGCCUGCAGCGACACCGCCGCUGCCGCUACCGGCACCACGAGCAGCGAACGAAAGUUGCCCGAGUCCGGAGGCGGGCGCGUGACGGUGACAACGGUGGCUACGCGAGCCUCCGCGUGUCCCCGCUCCGCGAGCCAGCACGAGUGCGGCAGCGCCCCGCGCUCGUCCCCGGCGCACUCGCGCUCCGCGCUGGAUGUGAGUUUGAACGUGAACGAGAACCCUGAACUCGGCGGCGCGAGCGGCUCGGCGGACUGUAACCUUGGCGACGAGGAGAACAACAAUAACAACAACGCUGCUGCUGCUGCCGCUGUGGAGUCCGACUCGAGCUCGUGCAGGACGUCUAACAGCAGUGCGACGCUGUCCUCAUGCGUGUCGAUGGAGCCCUGCGUCCCCGAUGAGCUCUUCCAGUCACACAGCCACGCGGAACACACCUUCAGGCGAAUGGAGACCUACCUCAGGACCCGCAAGCUGUGUGACGUGGUCCUGCUGGCCGGAGACCGUCGUAUCCCUGCACACAGGUUGGUUUUGUCCUCUGUGUCGGACUACUUUGCGGCCAUGUUCACCAGUGACGUCCGGGAGGCCAAGCAGGAGGAGGUGAAAAUGGAGGGAGUUGACCCAGAUGCAUUAUGGGUCUUGGUGCAGUAUGCAUAUACGGGUCGGCUGGAGUUAAGAGAGGACACUAUAGAGAGUUUACUCUCGGCAGCGUGUUUGCUUCAGUUGUCUGCUGUAGUUCAGGCGUGUUGUACUUACCUCAUGAAGCAGCUGCACCCCUCCAACUGCCUCGGCAUCCGGUCCUUUGCUGAUGCCCAGGGCUGCCAGGACCUGCACAAAGUGGCACACAACUACACCAUGGAGCACUUCCUGGGUGUUAUGAAGAAUCAGGAGUUUCUGCUGCUCCCGUCAAGUGAGGUGGAGAAGCUUUUGGCAUCAGAUGACAUGAACGUCCCGGAUGAGGAGACGGUAGUAUCGGCUCUGCUCAGCUGGGUCCGCCACGAUCCUCCCGCCCGCCAGUCACAGCUGCCUGGGCUUCUGGCACAUGUUCGCCUUCCCCUGCUCAAACCACAGUUUUUGGCCGAUAUGGAAGGCAACCCACUCCUAAGGGACAGUGUGGAGUGUCAGCGGUUGGUCAUGGAAGCGAUGAAGUAUCACUUGUUGCCUGAGAGACGGCCGCUGCUGCAGAGCCCAAGGACGCGUCCCCGGAAGGCCACUGUGGGGGCUCUGUUUGCUGUGGGAGGCAUGGAUGCCACGAAAGGUGCCACCAGUAUUGAGCAGUACUGCCUGCGCAGAGAUUCAUGGCGGCAGGUGGCAGUGAUGAGCGGCCGGCGGCUGCAGUUUGGUGUGGCUGUCCUUGAUGAUCGACUGUACGUGGUUGGGGGACGGGACGGGCUGAAGACCCUCAACACAGUGGAGUGUUAUAACCCCCGGAGUAAAAGCUGGAGUGUCAUGCCUCCCAUGUCUACACACCGCCACGGACUAGGUGUCGCAGUAUUGGAAGGGCCAAUGUAUGCAGUAGGAGGUCAUGAUGGGUGGAGUUAUCUGAGCACAGUGGAGCGCUGGGACCCUCAGGCCAGGCAGUGGAGUUUUGUUGCAUCUAUGGCAACGCCCCGAAGCACUGUUGGAGUGGCAGUCUUGAACAGCAAGCUCUAUGCAGUAGGAGGCAGAGAUGGCAGUUCGUGUCUGAAGUCGGUUGAGUGUUUCGAUCCUCACACCAACAAAUGGAGCGCCUGCGCACCCAUGUCCAAGCGCAGAGGUGGCGUUGGCGUGGCAACCUGGAACGGCUUCCUGUAUGCCAUUGGCGGCCAUGACGCCCCUGCAUCCAGUCUUACAUCUCGACUCUCGGACUGUGUGGAAAGGUACGACCCUAAGACAGACAUGUGGACGGCAGUAGCUCCGAUGAGCGUCAGCAGGGAUGCUGUUGGGGUGUGUUUGCUAGGGGACCGCCUCUAUGCAGUAGGAGGGUACGAUGGGCAGGUGUACUUGAACACAGUGGAAGCCUACGAUCCUCAGACCAAUGAGUGGACGCAGGUGGCGCCACUGUGCUUAGGUCGAGCGGGAGCCUGCGUGGUUGCUGUGAAACUGUGAUGCUGUUGCCCCUGCCAACUGUCUCCAUGGUGAUCCUUUGUACAGUCCCUCACAACUCUCAACUCAUCCUGCACUCAUUGGCUGUGAAAUCAGGGAGAUGGAGCAACAGGACCUGGAGAAUGAGCAUGCACGCACACACACACACACACACACAUAUAUAUACUAGAAGCAUAGCAGAACAUUAAAAUGGCCUGAGUUUUGGGAUAAGCAUUAAUCAACCCACAAUCUGUCUGUCUGUCCUCAGUUCAGUCCAUGAGUUUUCUGUUUUUCAUCCACCAACCUAGAGCUGGGCAAUAUGACAAUAUUUUAUUGUAUUGUAAUACAUUUGUUAUUGUGAUAAAUAAUAUGCCACUCUUAAUAUAUUGUGGAUAUCAUCAGUGCCCAAAUUAAUAUUUAAUUACAGAAAUUCUGAUUAGUCCUGUUUAAUUGGAUGAAGUGCAGCACAUUUAAUUGAAUCUGCUGCUAUUAGAACAAUUUGUCUGUAAAAGUAUGAGUAUCUUUUUUUGUGAAAGUUUCUUUAAAUAUUGUUAUACAAUAUUUUUAUCAUAUUGCCCAGCCUUACACCAAUGUGUCCAGUCCUCUUGUCUAUCUGUCCAUCCACACAUUUCGAUUUCUUUCUUAACAUUUCUGCUCUCUUUUCUUCUCCUCUUCUCUGCUCUUCUGAUUAGUUUCUUUGUGAGCCAUGUGCUCUUCCUGCUUCUUUAUGCGUCUUUUUUCCAAUGUGUCUUGCUUGUCAGAGAGUGUGUAUGUGGUGUGGUGUGUGUGUGUGUUGUUUCUGCAGUGCUGUGGAAAUUGGGGAAUCGAUUCGAAGCCGAGCAAAUUAAAAGUUUGCCAGCGUGACACAGAAACACAGCCAAACAUUAUUUUUACAGAAAAUGAUCUGUCAUUCUGUGAAGAAUAGCAGUGAGUGCAGUGCAAUAUGGCCUUGGACUGUGUGUAUGUGUGUUUGUGUGCAGUAUUCAUUUUUCAUGUUUUCAUUUCAUUUUGUCAUUUUUUUAAUUCCAUAAAUGUGUCUUGGCUGUAGUUCAUCUGCUUGUCAGUGUAUCUUAGUCUGUCUGUCAGGUAGAGUGUGUGGAAAUCCCUGGACACCAGCAAGGUCAGAACAACAGGCGAGCCGCUGCGAGGGUUUAUGAGCUUAGAAUGAAAAUGAAAAGAGCACCUGGGAAGAGAACAGAUCCAAACUGAAGCUUUUUUUAAACAGGCUUUUUGUCUUACUCAAAAGCCUGUUGUGCCAUUACUGUGACUGGCCGUCACUAUUGAUUAUAUUAUCAUUUUGGGUAAUCUACCAGUUAUUAUGAUGCCUGAUUAAUCAGAGGUUUAAAAAGGGCAAAACAAACAAUGUCACUGAGAUUUUACUGAAUAGUAAGGUUGUGCGAUAAAUCUUUUUUUAAAUUAUUAUUAUUGUUAUUGCAAAACAAGUUUUUACAAUAAAUACAGAAAAAGCUAAUUGUAAAUGACAUCAAACUUAAAUAGAAUUAGAAAUAGAGGCAAGGAGCCGACUGGUCCAGCUGGCUAAAGCGCUGCCACUAUGAUAGGGAGAUCAAAGGUCAAAGCUCGGUCAAUUGGCCUUGCUCUCUCUGGGUGGGAAGAUGGCACUCCCCCCUGAUGCUACUACACAAAGAUAAUCUGUGUACAUGGGAAGCGUUAGGUUAAACAAGUUUGUGUAGCAUGAAUUCUAACUUCUAUACAUGCUGUUUUUUAGUUUUUAUGUGUUGUCUGUGUGUGUUGCUUCUUGCAUCAGCAGCGCUUAGAGACUCGAGGCAGGCCGAAUCAGUGGCUUGAUUGACAGAUUCUUAUCCCAAGAUGCAUUUGAGUUUUCCAGUUGGAAGAAAGAACAGAGCUAUCAGCUCCAGGCAAUUGGAAAAGAACCACAUUUGAGAAAACAGCUUUAAAGAAGUAUAAAUACUGUCGGAGAGGUAAAGGAGAUCUAAAAAGUGUUUUAUAUUGAUGUUGAGUUUAGAUGUUGAGUCUCAGUCAUAUAAGGAUCAGAAGUCACGUCAGGAGCCAAAGACACUUAGUGGUCAUGUAUUUUGUUCCUGAGCUAAUUCUAUGGACUCGGGACCCAUGGUCUCACAGGCUGUGGAGCUAUAUCCUUUGGACAUUUAAUUAACUGGUCACUAUUAUGAAAUCGAAGGCUUCUGGGGGUAUGCUAAUACACAAAGUUUAAAAAAUUCAAGUGACCUUCAGCUUUCAUCUCCAUGGUUGUUAACAGGGAAAUUUGCACAUUGCUAAUUCUAAAGACAUUCUUUGUUUACAUUUUUUAUGCUUUUUUUUUUUUGUUCUUUUCUAUUCUUUUCAAUUGUAAAAUGCUUUUCCACUAAACAUUUAGGGGAGUUCCACUUACAAGGUCUGAAAACUAGGUCCCAGCAAAUUAGCACAAGUACACAAGGUCCAACGAUCUGAUUGGUCCAAUGAUCUAACACUGAUUACUACGGUGCUGGUUCAAAUCCCAGUCAUGCAGCUUGCCAUCAGCUGCCAGAGCCCUGAGAGAGCGCGAUUGACCUUGCUCUCUCUGGGUGGGUAGAUGUCGCUCUUUUCCCUCAUUGCUCCUCUGUCUAGCUAAAUUAGGAGAAAAUGGGAGAAAGAAACACUUUUUUGUGGCCCUGUGGACUAAACUGGAGUUUACAAGGCUGGAGAAGACCGGAAAACAGUUUAAGAAUGUGUCCCAAUUGCGUAUUAUAUGCUGAUGCUGUAAGAUAUAUUCUAUAUACUAAUCUUAAUAGUGCCAGAAGUGAUAAAACAAUGCUAUGGCAACAUUUAGUGUAUCUCUGCAACUUCUUCAGCUGCCAUUGUUGCUGUAUUGGCAUUGUUAUAUGCCAUUUAUGUUUGAACAUUUUUUCAGAUGUGAGUAGCUCUUCCCUUUUCUGUUUUGCAUUGCAUUGUGCGAUGAAAAUAGGAGUGAUCAUUGUAACCACACUCGCAAACUGACUGGUUCUAAUUAUGUAUCUUGGUAUUAGUACAUAGCACAUAAUUGGGACACGUCCAUAAAAAAAACUAGAAAACGGACCUUUAGGAAUGUAAUGCUCGAGACAUGCAUCAUUCUUCAGCUGCAUUCUUUGCGUUGAAAGCACUUAGAACACAUUCAGACAUUGUGUAGCACUUUUUGUUCAGUAACACAGGUCACAUGUACACACACACAGACAUAAACACACACUCCUGCAUAUAUAAAAUCUGUAUAGUUUGUACAGGUCAGCAUUUAUUUGCACUAAGAAAUACAGUAACCUCUAAACGCAGCCAUAUUUCAUCUCAAGCUGAUGUAAACUAGGUUUCAGCUGCUCUUUAUCUCUUCACAUCCUUAAAAAAACGUAUGUACAAUAAUGCUACAAUAAUGACACUAAAACUACAGUAAAUAAAUAAAACUGUUCAGGACCAGUAGAGUAGAGCAUACAGACAACCAAGAACAGAAUAAUUACGUCAGGCCUGUAAUAUGUAAAAUGUACUGUAUAUCUGUUUGUACAGUGUGUGGGACUGCUUUUUUACAGUGUUGAAAUCAGUGCUUUGUUUUGUACAGUGUUGCAGGAUGUGCUACUUACAGAGCAGCAUUCCUGUUAUGUGGAGAAAUCUUACAGCUGGAUCUUGGUCUUAAGGAUGGUAAUAUUGUGAUACUUAUUAAUAUAGCAGGUGUAAAGGUAAAAGAGGGGUAAGGCAGAUAUGAUAUUUCAAAGGGCAACUUCUCUGUUAGUUUUCCACUUAAAGCUACAUACAUGGUUCAGUUCCGUUUUUUUUUCUCGUUUUCAGUUCAGUAUGAUAUGCAGAACAUCACCCAACUUCUGAACUGUAACUGUUGAGAUUUUCUCAGACAUGCUGGACAGGGAUUUUAGAAGCUUUCUUUUUUCUCAGAGCCAGCUGGAACAUUAAGCAUUGAUGUUUAUACAGUAAACAGGGUUACUCUGACCAGGUACAAUUUCUUCUGGAUCUAAACCCCCAUUGUUAUUGUGGAUGUACGUGUGAAAUGUUUUACAGAAAAUAGUGGUGACCAGCAACGGGUUUUCUGUUUUUUUCACAAUACUGUGUGAAGAAAUGUGUGUGGUAUUGGGUUUGUUGGGUGGAAGGGGGGAUUAAUGAAGGUGCCUGUAUUCUUUUGUAUUAUGAAUGACCUUCUAAAUAUGUUUCAUUUCUCUACAUUCCAUAAAGUAAUUCUGUAAUCUGUGUACUGA